This is a messenger RNA of Macrobrachium nipponense, 4921 nucleotides long. RefSeq lists its product as uncharacterized. The coding region runs from base 1110 to 2084 and encodes 324 amino acids. The record is from RefSeq and is a predicted model, not a curated record. NCBI's taxonomy places the organism in Eukaryota, Metazoa, Arthropoda, Malacostraca, Decapoda, Palaemonidae. The transcript has 10 exons.
UUAGUCAGGUUAGCAUGUGCUGUCAGGUGGGUCGUGGCACUUCCUCUCGGCGUCUGCCUCGCGACACAGCCUCGCUCACGCGACCAACCGAUGUGAACUUUUUCCAGAAGAGUUUUUCUUGUGAAUUUGUCUAAAGUAAUCAUUUACACAUUGAGCGCGGUGCGUGAACUGACGAAUCGUUUAACGAAGGAAGACUUUUUGAGCGUUGUGGAAAUGAAAUUUGCUAACAUGACAUUCGAUAGCAACAGGUGGUUCCAACUGAAACGGAGUUACAGACAAUAAGUAACUAGACUUGAUCACUUUGUCUUCUAAAAUCACGCAAGACAGAACUAUUUGAAAGAGCUCGAAUUGACUGAAUUCAAGAUUUGCGAUACUUUCCCAAGGCCCAGUUCGACUACGCUGUCAAAGGUGCAAACGUAACGUGUCUGGUCACGUUCCCCGGCCUGUGUUUCUUGACAGGAGGUCAAAGACCCGAGAGACCUUCUCCUUGCCACAAUAUUACGGUGACGGUUCAAAAGACAGUCGUCAUCUUGAGUGACUUAGAUAUCGAAACAAAAGAUGACUGUUCUAAUGUCGUUGAAGUUUCCAAAAUGACGGAAGAUUAAUUCGCUCCCUGCUCAGUGAAAGCUUCUCUGGCUGUCAUCGAUAAGGACAUGGUGGUCCCCUUCGACAACAAAGCGUCUCGCCAAAAUGAAGUGCUGACCAUAGAUGUCCUUAACAUGUUAUCAAAGGAAGACGGCGAAUUGUGUUCUUACUGUGUAGAGCAUGAGUCAGAAUGUUGCUGUACAAGCAAAGUAGAUUUACAGUAAUAUCUGUAACUAAUAAAAUGAACUUUAAGGACGCCAUCAUCAAAGUGACAAGUAUAGACUCAAAACGUUGAAAAAGUAUCAGAAAAUUCCUUAAUCUUAACAGUAUAAGAUAGAAAAUAAUAAAUCAGCUUCAAUAUAUACCUAACAUAAAUGCAAAAAGUAAAAUUAAGAGGAUUGUCCUUCAAAAUGUCACGCAAGUCACUCUUUGAACAGAGUUACAUUACGCAACAGCAUUAAGUACUCAAAAACUCCUGCUUCUCAGUCCUGAAUUACCUCUACAGCUACAAUACAACAUCAACAAUGGUGAACGCCUGCCUCAUCAUCAGUUUCCUACCGGUGUUAUUAAGAUACGGCCAGUGUGUGACCAUCUUGAGUCUGACAGUUCCAGAGGUGGUCAAAGCAGACUCGGAGGUUAUCCUGGACUGCAACUACAGAGUGCGAGAAUGGGAGAGGUCCGGCCUGGUUGUCAAGUGGUACAUCGACGGCGUCCACCUGGUCUACCAGUGGAUUCCUCCUACUCGCUCCCCGCAGGUGUUAGGAGUCCUCAGCGGAUACGUCAACACGACCUAUCAGGUGAAGGGAGGUCCUUGGGAGAAGCACCGUGCUAUCUACAUCCCUCGAGCCCAUCCUCAGCUCUCGGGACGCUAUUCCUGCACCGUCAGUACCUUCGAGGAUGAGGACACUCGAUCAGCCAGUAUGAUCGUCUGGGCUCCCGCCCGCUACAUGGACCUGACCUACCACCGUCCUUCGGAGCAUUUGGUGAACAUCACCUGCCUCGUCGGGUACACAGCCCCGCGGCCCAUGUUUACAUUGUACACCAGAGUACCAAAUGGAAGCAGGUACGAAGUGGACGUCCGGGGAGUGAGCGGUGGGGUGCGAAACGGUCUGUGGUCGAUAGGAUCGUGGGGUCUGAUCGUCUGGGCUGAUACGCCGCCUGAAACGAUCAUCGAGUGUACAGUUUCGCUCCCAGGUACAACGCAUAAGCAGACCAUCAGUAAAUUCUACAAUCCAGAUCUUCCAAUAAUUACUACUACAACAACAACAACUACAACCACCACCACCACCACAUCAGCAUCAACUACAGUGGAACGAGAGACUGCCCGUCAGUUGUCAAAUAUGUCACAACGCAAUCAUGACAGAGUCAGCAGCUAUUACGACAAUCCAAGUUUAUACGGAACAGCUAACUCUGGAACGAAGUCAGCGCUUUCUAGUGCUAAAAUCUUCAGUAUUUUAUUCAUCACGUACUUCCCGUGGUUGGUGAAGGGACCUGCUUGAUGCUGACAACUUUCAGGUGGAAAAAUUCCAUAGAGAGAGACUGACGCUCGAGUUCCAAGUGUGGGAGAUUUCGCGAGACCUUAAAGACGUCAUAUCAACUGGGAACAGCUCAAAUGCUGCUGUCAGUAAAACGAGACCAAGCUGACUCACGUUCUCAUAGUGUACAUAAAAAAAUCAUGAGUACUUUUACAGUGGUUAAAAGUGUGUUUAUAUUGAGCUUGAGUUGAAGCAAAUUGCUUGAAAAAUGUAUGUAAAACCAAUGUCCUGUACAAUGUGUUCUUGAAAAGCUUCAUAACUAGUGGAAUUGUAAUGAUAUACAAAAGUGUCAAAACGAUAAGAACAUUUAACUUACAAACCUUCAGUUUAUGGCAAGAAUUUGUGCAUUUGUGCUCAAAGUUAAAAAGGAAAGAGGAAAAUAGAGAGAGACAGCUAACAGACCUGGAUAAAAAGAUCCGGCAGCUGUUCAGCCGACGUACAACAAUGGCAAUUCUCAGAAACCCUUCAGUGUGAGUAGGAGCUUGUGCAAACAGGACAAUUCUAAGAAGGACGAAAUCUCGGCUUGUGAAUUAGAGCAGAAUUACUUGUAGAGAAGUGUGAGUGUUUUCUAGGACAAUUUACGUACUUCCCGAGUCCUGUGUAGUUUCAUCCAGGAGCAAGGAAGAAGUACAUUGUGCCUGAUUCAGUCAAUGAAAUUGCCUUUAGUCAAAGAAACCGAGAAUAGUACUGUGGUUUUUUUUCUGUGGAGAAGUUCAAUAAUGUUCGAAAGUAGAUUUCAGGGAGAAAGUGAGGCUACAUUACAAAUAACAUAACCAGAAAGUAACUGGCGCGCUUUCAUCCGUUUAAAAAAGGAAAAACUCAUGAAUAUUGUACUAAAGAUUCUGCUGGCUAUACAAAUCAACUGGAAGUGAGAGAUAAAACCGAUUUCGUGAAGAAAAGCCUCAAUUGGCGGUGAUCGAUAACUUGAGAAAAAUAUUUAUUUUUCAUUUCCUUUUACUUAGCAAAUGGAAACAUUUCUCAAUUCAGGCCUAUGAGAGAAAUCGUGAGAGAACAUUUAAAACCAGUUUUCUCACGUGAAUUUGCGGAGCCUAAACUCACAAAAGGGUUCCAGCAAAAAUCUGAGACAUAAUUUUUUUUUCUUUUUGAAGUUUGAAGAAUGGAAAUGAAAAUGCAGCCUCAGUGUAUAAGAAAAACACGAGUCUAUCAAUGGGUCCAACGACGAUUAAUGGGAAUGUCUAUAUAAAUAUGAAAUAAACUUAAAUAAAUGGAUAAUGUACAGAGAUAAUGAAACUAGAAACUCCAAAACAAAGCAUCGGAGUUUAAAGAAAAACAAAAUAUCUCCUUAAAAAUGGUGUUGGAAAACCUUUGACACUUGUUUUUAUCAGAUCUAAGAUGAUGACUGAUUAGCUCUGCAGUUUCCUUUAUUGAUGUGUGCACAAACAAAACCCUCUUUAUUUUAAAUAGGAAAAUGUUUGCAAAGGUCACAGAACACGUACCAUUUCCUCUCAGACUAUUACUUUUAAUCUGGUCACCCAUUUAUAAGAUUAACCAAUGAAACGCGACAAAGUAACUCCAAAUAAAGCUGCCGAGGUGCGCUCUGGUUCGCGUGUUGUGAAAUGGAAUAAAACUCGGUUUAAAAUCAAACGGGAAAUAUACUUCCAACUUUGAUAAUCAAGUCAAUUAGAAGUAUGUUUACAGCUUUGAUAAUCAAUCCAUUUCAUUUCAAUUAACGUCCCCGUAAAAGUAAUUUUCGGUUAUCAUUUACAGCACAAAACGAGAGUUUGUGCAUCGUCCAAUUAAUCGUUACAAACGACAAAAUCCUAAACUGAAGCGCAUAAGACAGCCUUCGUUCAUUUACAAUCAUGGAUAAAUAUCACUGCCUUAAUUUCCUUGUAACCCCUAAAAGUAAGUACGUACUCUGACUCGCGUUAUCCAGUAGGCAAAACAAUUUAGAAGACCUCACGCAAGGAGUUGCCGCGAUUGUGUCAGGAACUGAAAAUGAAAACCAGUUAUGAGGAGAAGCGAUCUCACAGAUUGCAGUCAUUAGCUGUCUGGAUGUUGUGCCUAAGAACCCAUACAUGUAAACACCAGAAUUCCUCCCACUCUUCUUACUUACUUAGCUUAUUUUAUUACUGAUCAGUCUCUCAGCUCGAGACAGUACGAGGACGCAUAAACGGUACAAAAAUAUUUGCGAGACAUUACGAGGACACAUAUACGGUACAUAAAUACAUGCAUAUGUGCAUUGUAACGCUGCGUCUGCAAUAAAAAUCAUAUACGAAGACAACAAAUACCUGUAUACAUGAACACCUGUAGAUAUCAACUAUGUUAAUACCGUCAUUCGUCAGCUACCAAUUACCAGGGUGAAAUUAAAAACAAAAAACACCACAACUUACCAAAAUUAAAAUUAGUAACUAGAAAUCUACAAUGUAAAUAAAACAAAAACUAAACUGAAAACUGAUUAUCAGCCCAACGCAACUCAUCCAUGUUGCCAAAGACUAUUGUCAGAUAUUAUCAAGUUGUAUUCUGUCCUUAAACAAAACUAUUUGAGACCUCACAAAGAUACACUAGUCCCAUUCCAAACACACCUUUCCUUCUCACUGAUAUCAAAUAAUUCUCUCGGAAAACAACUCUCCCCUUUGGAAAUGCAAUUCAUAUUUUACAAUGAAUACAAACUCAACAUACACAUACGCAAAUUCCUAAUUGAUCCAAGUCUAAUUGAGGGUUAAUCUUUUCACUGUAGCACUAUUUUCCUAAAAAAAAAAAAUUGUUUUCUUCUAUAGCUGGUGUUAGCUUAUAUAUGUUAUAUAUCACUGAAGAGUUAAAUAUACGAGUCUUGGAUA